AUGAACGUUGCUCAGGAGCAAAUUCAUGACCAGCACGACUUGAUGACGGUCAACAACAGCAGAAUUCACGGGGGGGACUUGAAUGGGGAGCCGUACAUCCCAGACUCGAUAAGCCCUUACAAUCACGACCCUCACUAUGCAAAUGGUCAUGACGAUGAUAUGAACGAUGAGGAUGAAAUGGAUGAGGAGAUGUUGGACAGGAUGUCCUCGAGUCCCUCGAUCUCGGACGAGGAUAUAGAUUUCGAAUUUGUCUACGCGCUACAUACUUUUAUCGCUACCGUCGAAGGCCAGGCGAAUGCUACGAAAGGCGAUACCAUGGUUCUGCUCGACGAUUCGAAUUCGUAUUGGUGGCUGGUUCGUGUUGUGAAGGACUCCUCAAUUGGUUAUCUUCCUGCCGAACAUAUUGAAACCCCAUCCGAAAGGCUAGCUCGGUUGAACAAACAUCGGAACGUAGACUUGUCUACACCGAUGCUUGGUGAUAAUCAGGAGAAGUCCAAGAAUAUUCUCAAGAAGGCGAUUCGCAGACGAGCGGCAAAAACGGUUCAGUUCGCACCUCCAACCUAUUACGAGGCUUCGGAUCACGAGUAUAGUUCAGACGAGGAAGAUCCAGAUGGCGAAUACUAUAGCAACGAUGAUGAGGGCGCAGCGAUGGACGAAGAUACCGCGGAGGCCGACUCAAAGCCAAUCGGUGGAUUAGCUGGCGAAGACGAUGAGAUAACACCGAUCGACGCACCGGAUACAGUAGAUAGGCCCAAAGCGCUGGAGGAAAAACCAAAGGACAAGAAGGACGAAAAGCCGCAGCAGCAGCAGCAGCCGCAACAGCAGCAACAGCCUGCCUCCAAACCAUCUACCAAGCCAGAAAGCCGGGGUAGUGACGAAUUAUUCGACUCAAAGGGUAAAUUAGAAUCGCAUGCGCCUAACACCAACCAAGCUAAUGACCCUACUAUAGUCGAUGGAAGCUCAGAGCCGAAGCCCAAACCCGUUAGGAACACGGAUUCUGUUUUGUUUGGCGACCCGGAUUCAGAACCCAGGCGUAUUACCCUGACACCCAAACUUGCCCGAGACGACGAUAUCACUUCUCCCCCGGGAGUAGUACCGGUAAAACCGAAAACAUCCUUCGAUCGAAUCGGAAAGAGGGAAGAAACAUUGUCCCCGCCACCCACCACCGGUAAGAACGACAAAGCCAAGAAGGAGAAGAAAUCGAUAUUGGGAAGUUUGUUCAAGAAACGGAAGAACAACUCUAAGGAUGAAGAGAUCGAGGAAUUUCUGCACUCAAGCGAGAAGAAGUCAAAUGAGUCGCUUCGAGACGACUCGAGUUCAGGUCGACCUGGUAGUAGCAGGGGCGGGAACUCCUUCGAGCAAUCGUCUCCACAACUUCAACAGCAGCAAAAUGCUCGCGCACAACAGCAACAGCAAAACGAAAAGUUGCUGCAAAAUCCAGCGAACCAGCAACCAAAGAAAGGGCCCGAAAUCACAAAACUCGUAAAAACACCAAUCCGGAAGAUAGAAUCAGUUCGAGAGGUAGACGAAGAGGAAGAGGAGCAACCAUUUGGGAUGAGAUUUGCCACGAGGAUUCUUCCCAUCGACAAGCAGCAAUCCACAGUUAUCCCUGCAUCUGCAGAAAUGGUUUCUAAGCAGGAGCAGGAGUCAUAUGAAUCAGCUCCAGUGGUGCAGCAAAUUACACCUAUGGAGGCAUCUCCGGUUUCAAUUCAAACCUCUAUAUCAACUUCUGGCCCGGCUACCGAAGAACCUACGCCAGUGAUCACUCAAACGGAUGCAGUGGAUGGAAGAGCUGAUGGGUAUUACUCGGACACUCCUGAUGAUCUCACCCCGCAUGAACUACCCUCGCUUAUACCUGACAAUGGUAGUGGAUCCGAGGAUAACAAUCCUCACGAUACUUCCCCGACUGAGGCUACAUACCCCGAUACGCCUGUUGCUCAACCCGGCUCCCCAGGAGAGCUUAUAUGGUCUGAAGCCGCCCUCAGAACCUAUCUAGACGACGAUAAUCAGGACAUCAGGGACUUCUUGGUUGUAGUUAGACAUCGGACCGAAGUUUCGACUGUCAAAUCGCAUCCGCGGAUUACCCCCUUGUUUGCAGAUGCAAACUCGAAACUUCAGGACAUGAAUACGCGCCUCGAUUCAAUUCUUGAACGGUACAUGAAGUCGCGACGGUAG
Molecule: messenger RNA, 2175 nt
Organism: Orbilia oligospora ATCC 24927
Lineage: Eukaryota; Fungi; Ascomycota; Orbiliomycetes; Orbiliales; Orbiliaceae
Exons: 4
Coding region: 1-2175 (724 amino acids)
Biological process (GO): establishment or maintenance of actin cytoskeleton polarity
Cellular component (GO): microtubule cytoskeleton; cell tip
Molecular function (GO): protein binding
Source: RefSeq, a predicted model, not a curated record